Molecule: messenger RNA, 1943 nt
Organism: Bolinopsis microptera
Lineage: Eukaryota; Metazoa; Ctenophora; Tentaculata; Lobata; Bolinopsidae
Product: solute carrier family 22 member 2-like
Exons: 3
Coding region: 27-1649 (540 amino acids)
Biological process (GO): transmembrane transport
Cellular component (GO): membrane
Molecular function (GO): transmembrane transporter activity
Source: RefSeq, a predicted model, not a curated record
UUCUGCUAUAGAACUAGAAAGACAAUAUGAAGGAAAGGUUUCAGCCAUUGUCGGAAAAGGAAGAAGCAGCAGAGCCUGAAGAAAAUGACAAUCAGUUACACGACAGACUUUCAAUGGAAGAACUUGUUGACAAGGCCGUUGGAACGUCUAAAGGUCGAUAUGUUGGAUUUGUGUCUCUGUUCAUGUUAUCUAAUUUAACAGCUUCUUUGAUGUGCUAUCUUCCUGUAUUAACUGGUUACAUCCCGUACACAGAGUGGCAAUGUGUCUCAGAGCGAUGUUAUGCCCUACUAGAGAAUCACGCUGGAGAAAACCACACGUUUUACACCAGAGACGCCAUGUGCUCCAACGACCUUGAAGCCGACAUCGACUUCAUCUGGACGCCCAAACGAUCCAGUUUCGCUGUGGACUUUGGCAUUUAUUGCGGUACUGAGUCACAGAAAUCAAAUAUCGACAGUUUUUACUUUAUAGGAGCCUUUGUGGGUUUGUUGGGAAGUUCUAGUUUGUUUGACAUGUUCGGCAGGAAGAAAGUUACCUUAGGAGGGGGCUUAUUUGCUGUUGCUGCAACUAUCGGGAUGGCAUUUGCAACAAAUCUACAAACAAUGUUGGGUCUACGGGUGAUGCAAGGUCUGGGAGUGCUUGUUGCUAUGACGGGACGUUAUGUUUGGUGCAUGGAGUUCACCCCUUUAAGACUGAGAAAUGUUGCCAACACACUGAUUCAAAUCACUUGGCCUCUUGGUACUGGAGUUCUCAUUUUGGUCUGUUACAUGGUCACAAACUGGAGAUUCAGUGUCGGGAUAGUUUCCUUUAUCUCAUUCCUUUUCUACUUACAACUUCUAGUUUGUCCAGAGUCGCCAAGAUUCUUCGCUUUCCGAAACAAAGAAGAGGAGGCCAUGGAGAUUCUCAACAAGCUGGCGAGGUUCUACAACAAUCCUGCCCUCCCAGAGAACUGCCUAGAAAGAGAGGUGGACCAAGUAGGAAAGAGUGAUGGCUUUCUAAAACAAAUGAAGGCUUUCAUUUUGUACCCAGUGAUGUUGAGAAGGACCGUUUUCCUCAUGAUAUGCUGGUUCACGGUCUCACUAUUUUACUACGGACUUAGUUUCGGCUGGCAUAAAAUGGGCAGCAACAUCUUCGCAAGUCAAGGAUUUGGGAGUCUCUCUGAAGUCGUGGCAUGCACUCUAAGUUUCACCCUUGUUGGUACAGCAGGAAGAAAGAAAACUCAGAUGGUUGCGUUUCUUGGAAUAGGUAUCUGUUUUGGGAUUGCCAUGAUUGACGUUCCGCUCUCCUCAACAUGGCAACUACAACAAGUGGCUUGUCUGUUCGCCAUCGUCUUUAUAGCCACGGAGUUUGUCACAGUCUACCUUUACACCGCUGAGCUGUCUCCCACCUCUCACAGAGGGAUGAUAAUGAGUCUUUGUUCUGGAACAGCAAGAAUCGGGUCUUUUAUGGGUCCCUACCUUAGUCUACUCUAUGACGUCCUUGAUAGGAGAAUAGUGCUGGGAAUGUUCGGCGGGAUGGGGCUGUUGGCAGCGGUGGGGACUUUCUUCUUAUUGGAGGAUAGCACUGGGAUGGCGGUAGCUGAAACCCCGGCUGGUCUGCAAGGAGCAAAGAGGCUUGAAGAAGAGGAAUCUGUGCAAGACGAUAGUCCAUGAAGAAAACUCUUAGACAAUAAUUAUAAUUCCAGACAGUAAAUUCUCAAUUAUUGAGAGCUAGAACCCCACUGAUUUUAAGCAAUUCUGUAAUUUUAGUUUAUUUCGAUAUUUUCACUAUUAGUCUGUACCGUGUAAACUUAAAUUAAUCGAUGAUAAUGAAACUUCAGAGUAUUUCGAAAUCGAUACCUUAAAUACCGCAUCAAAUAUCAACCACAGCCAAAGUUAUAAAUAUUGAAUAGUCAACAUGGCGUUGGCGUAAAUUAUAUAUAUUUUGGCUACUGGCUAGUCAUCAGU